Messenger RNA from Symbiodinium natans, 1980 nucleotides. The record is from the annotation of a GenBank genome assembly. NCBI's taxonomy places the organism in Eukaryota, Dinophyceae, Suessiales, Symbiodiniaceae.
AUGUCGAGAAGCAGCUUCGCGCGCCAACUGAAGAAUGUGAAGUCGUCGUUCCUUAUGCAGCUGUACCCCUCGGAGUUUCGUGCGCCUAUGCAAACUCUGAUAAAUGGGGAGAUGUUUCCAGAAUCGAAAGCAGUGGAGGAGAGCACCCCUAUGAGUCAUGUGUCGGCGAAGAGCACGCGUGUUGUGAAAAUGAUCCUAUGGUCAAGGCGAAAUGGUGAAUCGUACCAUCCUGCCAAGGUUUGCAAGCCGACUGCGGAGGUUUCCGGGGAAAAACACGACUGGCUGUAUUACAAACAGUGGUAUGAAGUGUCUGUUCAGCCGGGCAUCAUGCUCUCAGCUUUUCCAGGUUGGGGCAGGGAUGGCUCAGAAGCGCACCGGAGAGUGACUCCGGACAAGUGGUGCGUCACCAGGGAGGACGGGACGGUUGGAAGGUGUCGUUCUGAGCUCCAUGAGAGCCUCGCAUGUCAGAGUGUCAUCCACGAGGACCUGAAGUACUUGCGGAAAGAGAUUCAGCACGCCGAUACCAUCGGCCCCAACAUGUACAACGUCGUCGACAACUACAUCAAGCCACUGUGCGAACAGGCUGGGAACUCCAGCUGGGCACUCCUACGCAACCCAGACGGGCUCAGCUGCGAUGUCUUCAUCACUCAUGGGUGGGCAGAAGGGAUCUACGAGUUCAUCGACAAGGUUCUGGCCUCCUGGCCGCCGCAUGCUAACGCCGCAUGGUGUUGCGUGCUGGCCAACCCUCAGAACUUGGACAUCGGCCAGAUGCUUGAAACGCCCCAAAGCUCACCAUUCGCAGCGGCCUUGAAGGCUGCGCAUUCGGUUAUGGUGGUGGCCAAUAGGACAGGCAGCAUCUACGCCCGGAUCUGGUGCACCUAUGAGGCAUACCUUGCCUUUAUGUGGGACAAGCAUAUCUUCACGGCGCAUCCACCAACGCGGGGGUGGUUUCGAGCAGUGCAGGCAAUGACGAUGGAAUCAGCCAUCAAGGGGCUGGAGGGCAUGUUCCAAGCAUUCUGGGGGCUCAAUUUCGAGACGGCUCGAUUCGCGUCAGUUUGCUUGGGUUCCCCCGUGUUCGUCCUACCGUACCUGGCCAGUCGCUUAUAUCAUUGCUCACAAAAGAGAAGCGAGUCCAAAGAUUUGGGCCAGAACUUCACAUCCAUCGUGCAUGCUGAAGCCAGUAGGCCGGAGGACAAGCAGAACAUCCUUCUAGACAUCGGCAACAACACGGAAGAGGUGGACGACUUCAUCCGGUUGUUGUUGCAGACGACGGUGGUCACUCCAGACACCAAGCAAGCCAAGGCUCUGGGAGUGCGGUUUUCGGGUGUGGCCGACUGGAGCCUGCCCGUGCUGCUGGCCGUGUACUGGCACCUCGUAUGGCCAACACAGCUCUUGUUCCAGGAAGACGUUACUUGCAACUUGAGCAUGGUUUGCUUCAUUGUUUGCUCCGUAUCAUGGGUGGCAUCAGACUUCUUCCAUCGAGCCUUCAUCCGCUCCGUGCUGACGAAGCUUGGGAUCGUCCUCCUGGCUUUGCAUGCUCUCAUGAUUGUUCCCGCAGUCUUCAACUUUGGCGUGGUGACAGAUACCAGCGCCACGAGCCUGGAACAAGUCGUGGUCCAUGUCGUGGGAGUGGCUGCAACAGCUUGCUGCAUGCUGGGGGUCUGUGGCCUGGCCAAGAUUCCUCGCUACGGCCUCGCCGUAGCCAGCAUCCUGAGCCCUGGAGUCCCAGACUUCUCUUCUUUGGAGGUGCUGGCACGUCCACCAAGCUGUUUUCCACAGAUCUGCUUGAGCAGCCCGGCAAGAGUUUGGGCUGGAAGUGUCGGCUGUGGACAGACCUGCCUGGGCUGCAUGAGAUCAUGGUGCUGCCGCAGACGGACAUCGGAAAUGAAGUUUGUUCUAAGCUUCGGGCGGUCUUCGACAUCAGACAGCCUGAUAGAGGGUUGCCUAGCUGACCCCCCUGGCUUCGCAGAGUUAAUCUGA